Molecule: messenger RNA, 1071 nt
Organism: Marasmius oreades (fairy-ring Marasmius)
Lineage: Eukaryota; Fungi; Basidiomycota; Agaricomycetes; Agaricales; Marasmiaceae
Exons: 5
Coding region: 1-1071 (356 amino acids)
Source: RefSeq, a predicted model, not a curated record
AUGAGCUCACCUUCCAAAGGUUUUCACAGACUCCUCUAUCGCGGUGCACUCCUUCUUCCAGAUUCUCAUCUUCUCCUCGAUGGGAUUACAUUCUCUGCACGUCUGGAUGCCGAACACAAGUUACUCGAUAAUCCUCUGGCAUUAGCUCUGGAAAGUAUGCGUGGAAUACAGACUCUUCGAUUCUUGGGUACCGCAAGUUUGCACGAUGUCUAUAUGGAUACUAGUGGUGAUAUCUUAAUGGACAUUCAUCCUCAAGCCACGCUGUCAAGGAUAUAUUUUGAGAACAUGUUCUGUCUCCCAACAACCUCUUCUGAUACGCUUGGGGUCAGGGUUUCACUUGGUGACUCCAACGGACCCGAGACCACCCAGAUCAUUAUUUAUGUUCGCCAUAUCUUUUCUGAUGACAAUUGUCCAAUAGCAGAGCUCGCAGUAGCUCGGAUAACCCCAGGACCCCCUGUUCGUUUACCUCGCCCAGAUGACCCCACUCCACGAAAGCCGCCCACGCUUCCUAUCAGUCGUCCUCGCGAGGUUCGAAGACUUCCGAACGCUAAUAUUCCAACUACAAGGAAACAGAGCGUGCUACCCCCUUCACUAGCAGCGAAUUUGGGUGGCGAUGUGCGGUUGGGGAAAGUCCAGUCCGAAUUUAAAGUCCCUCAGUUGCCGGCGAAGGUGAACAAGGCAAAGAUAACAAAGCUUAAGGAUAAAGGCAAGGGUAAGGCAUUCGAAAUUGCGGAUGUUGAUGAUGUAUUUGCCGUUGGAUUAGCUGCAAGCACGAAUAAGGGUGCGAAACGGAAGAAAGGGGAAGAUGGAGAAAAUGCAGUCGAGAAUGAAACUCCAUUGGAGAGAGAGAAUAAGAACCUCAUCAAGAAGGUCACUGUACAUCGACUUUCAGUCCUUUCCAUCACAAAGGCACAUCCGGAAUGGAAAGAGUUGUUCAACUACGUGUAUAGAGGCGUUGGAUUUGCCCUGCGAUCGGAUAUAAAGCUUCAUCUCGUCGAAGAACAAACCAUUGAUCGUUUAGUAGCGACGCAUAUCGGGAUGUAUGUUGACGUUCGUGCAGGAGACAAGUGA